This is a messenger RNA of Aureobasidium melanogenum CBS 110374, 2340 nucleotides long. RefSeq lists its product as uncharacterized. The record is from RefSeq and is a predicted model, not a curated record. The coding region runs from base 1 to 2340 and encodes 779 amino acids. The transcript is spliced from 3 exons. Lineage: Eukaryota; Fungi; Ascomycota; Dothideomycetes; Dothideales; Saccotheciaceae.
AUGGCUGUUCUGCAGCAAAAUCAGAGUGCCUAUGCUCAUCAGCAUCCCUCUUUGAUCAGUCCCUCCGACAUGCAACAACCACCCACGCCGAGGACCGACUCAUUCGCCAAUGGCGACGCCCUGCACAGGCAUCUCCUAGUCGAGACUGCCAUGUUCGACAGCUCACGAUUCGACAUCCUGGCUAUCGAAGAGGUCGACGCCUUGAAGAAAGAGAAGACAAAAGUCGAUGCCCGUAUUGAGGGAACACGUCGCAAACUCGCUCUCGAGAGCAAAGUCCGUGAGGCCGCUCGCUCCUUGCACCGUCUGUAUUUGCAAGAGGGCCGUCUCUCGCAAGGCCGUAGAAAGAGCUUGUUGGGGGACAGAAGACUUAGUUCGUCCAGUGUCAAGAGCAACAGCGCCGGUCAGGCUAGCGAAGAACUUGCUCAAAGCGAGAAGAAGGUUGAAGAGCUGGUUCAGAUUCUGGUUGGUCUUGAAAAUCGCAGACAAUACAUUGAGAGCAGGCUCUUGUGCCAUACGGCUGCUGUCUUGCAGGCCGCUCAUCUUCAGCGCGAGGCUGAAGCCGCCGACCAUCUCUCGCCUGACCAUCUGCCUCACAUUCGCGACUACGAUCAGAGUGUCCACAGCGAUGUCUCGAAAGGCCAGUCCAUCAUCCACAACAGCCAAUUGAACGAUGUCAACACGCGCCUACAGUUCCUGAACGGCCAGAUGCGCUCCCUCAUCUCACAAGCAAAGAAAGGCCGUGCAGGCAGCAUCGACACUUCGCCCGACGACAUUCCAUCCGCCUACCCAGAGGACGACGAGCCUUCGAUUCGCCUCAACAAUCAGCUCGAGCAGUUGCAAGACGGCAUUUUUGCCCUACUUGAAGAACACAAAUACAUUGCUCAAUCACGCGAGGAUGCAGAUCAGGGUCUUGUCGAGAAAAGGCUGGAGGGCGUCAACAACCAGCUAUUCACCUUCCUCUCUGGCUACGAAGGUAUACAAUCACCUCCACAACCCACUGGUCAAGGAAUUCAAGAUCAGAUCAGCUACCUCGAGGAGAACAUUACAAACGUCGAUCACAUGCUGCAGCACUCUGCAUCUCUUCAGGACUCUCAUCAAGCCAUGACGAGAGAUCUAGACGAGGCACAUGCCAAGGCCAACACUCACGCUGAGAAAUCUGCACAACAUGAGGCAGUUAUGCUAGGCCUCUGGGGAAUCAUGUCUUCUAAAGAGUCUGCUGCUGCCAACAGAGAUGUUGACUUUGAUGAUGAAGAGCUCGAAAGGACCACAUCCGAGCCUUUCAGCACUGAAGCCUUCACAUCCAAGGUUCAACACUUGUUCUCCCGCCACAACGACCUCGAGUCCCAAACUGCUAUCCUAAAGAGACAGAUCGAACAACAACGCGAGCUCGCUGGAAAGUCUACCAGCGAAGAUGCUGCUCGUGCCAGUGAAAUCGAAGAGCUCAAGGAGCGUGAGCAAGAGGCACUGGAAGAAGUUGAAGCACACAGCAAGCGUAUCGAGCAACUUGAGGAUCAGAUCGUUGAACUCGAGAACAAGAUUUCCGAGCAUCAAGACGAGGCAAGAAUUGCAGCCAUUGAAGCACAGCACAAGGAGAGCGACCAUCAAGACCGUCUGGAGGAGUUGACUGGAUCUCUCAACCAGGCCAAGGUAGCCAGAGAUACUGCAGAGGCCAAUCUGGCUAUCAAGGCCGAAGAGAUGGAUGACCUCGAGGCUGAAAUCGUACGUCUCACCACCGAAGUCGCAAUGGCCAAGGCGGAGUUGGAUGGUGCGUACGGCAGUCGAUCAGAACGUGCCAAAGAAAGCCAGAUGGCCGAAAUGCUCGGACUCCAUCAGAAUGCCGAGUCCAGAGCCAAAGCGCUGGAAGGAGAGAUCAUCACGCUACGCGAGAUCCAGGCAGCAGGCACACGCGACGACGGUCGUAUGCGCGCAUUGGAGAAGGAGCUUGCCGACAUGGCGACUGACUACCAAGAACUUACGCGCGAGACGGUCGAAAUGGAGAAGGAGCGUGAGAAGCUUGAGGGAGUGAUUGAUUCGCUUCGUGACAAGAUGGAUGCUCUGGAGGUGCAGCUCAGCGAUGAGAAGGUCAGAUGGCUUGGUGUCAGAAGCCCUGGCGGCACACCAGAGUUGGGUGGCACAAGGGAAACGACCAGCACCAUGGUGCUAAGAAAUGAAUUCAAGAAGAUGAUGAGAGAGACUAGAGCAGAGGGAGUCAAGUUGCUAAGAGCGGAACAAGAACAACGCAGACAGAUCGAGUCGCAACUUCGCAGUCUCCGAAGAGAACGCAACGGAGGUGUCAGUCCACGUCUGGGAAUGAACAGCCCAGGCCUUCGCCCGACUUGA